UCCUUGUUAUAAUGGAGGCACAUGCCAAGCACAUACAGAGUCUGCCACAUUCUUGUGUACAUGUCCUGAUGGAUAUUUACCAAAUCUUUGUCAAUAUCAGGAUCCAUGCGUAUCAAGUCCUUGUCAGAAUUCUGGGACAUGUUCUGUUGUCGAUGAAGGAGCGACAGUUAAUUGCAGUUGCCCUGACCAAUACCUGGGAGAGUUCUGUGAAACCAUCAAUCCCUGCCUGUCGUCCCCAUGUGAAAGUGGUGGAACUUGCUUGGUAGAUGCAUUUGGUGGUUAUAUGUGUGAUUGUCCACCGCAGUAUGUUGGGCAGAAAUGCCAGUACAUUGGUAAAUAA
Messenger RNA from Anneissia japonica, 340 nucleotides. RefSeq names its product notch homolog 2 N-terminal-like protein C. Gene Ontology annotation, cellular component: plasma membrane; protein-containing complex. The record is from RefSeq and is a predicted model, not a curated record. Gene Ontology annotation, biological process: heterophilic cell-cell adhesion; establishment or maintenance of epithelial cell apical/basal polarity. Lineage: Eukaryota; Metazoa; Echinodermata; Crinoidea; Comatulida; Comatulidae. Gene Ontology annotation, molecular function: calcium ion binding.